GGAAGAGUUGGCUUACUAUGAAAAAAUAUACGGGAUUUUCUUUUCCCGGAGCCCACGCUGACAAUGCCACACCCUGGGAUGUAUCGGGAGGUGCUCAUGAAGACAGCCAUCAGUUUUCCAGGUAUUGCUCCCAAACUAGAGUUUGCUACAAGGACAGCCAUCCAACACUGUGUGCCUCUGCACAGGAACAGAUUUCUGGAACAUAAGCAUAAGUCACAAAGACCUUUAUCACCAUCAUGUAGACCAAUAUUCCCCUUAAAUAACACCAAUACCAAGAUGUAGCAAAGACAGAGUCAUCUGGACAGGCUGCCUGCAAGCGUGGACCCCGGGGUGUCUUCUCCGUACUGCAUGAGACGCUGCUUCCUGCAGCAGUCGGCUCUGUUCACCCUUGGAAAUGACUGCAAGAUCUCUGCAGGAAGCAAACCUGCAUUUGUGGUUAGACACGUGGACAGUGCAAAACCUUUUGGUGAGAAUAAUUCAGAGCACUGUUCGCGGAAGUCUAAAAGAAAAUCCGAGUUUUCAAACUUUCCCUUUCCGAUGAGAAGAGCUUCUUCUCUUGACAGCCUUGCAGCUAACAUAAAGGUAAUUUUAGAACCAGAUGAAUGCAUCAUUUUAAGGAGAGGAUCGCCGUCACCUUUAGACUCCAGGAAGUUGGGCAAGCUGUCACCCAGGAACCAAGGGGAUACCUACUGCCACCGGGAAAUGUCAUUUGCUACCUCUCAGCACUCCAGAACUCCCAGCCCGAAGGAUCAGCUCCUGUUCCAUGAAAGUGCUCUCCUUGUUCAGCGUUAUCUCACCAAUUUUGCUGCUCGUAUUUUGUACACACUAGAAUCGCAUUUGAACGAGGUCAUAGCUCGUGGGAAUGUCAUCUGUGCACGCUCCUUGGAUGGUUUGCAGGAAGACCUGGGGGAUGAGAGCUAG
Ochotona princeps (American pika) is the source of this 921-nucleotide messenger RNA. RefSeq names its product spermatogenesis associated 6-like protein. The record is from RefSeq and is a predicted model, not a curated record. NCBI's taxonomy places the organism in Eukaryota, Metazoa, Chordata, Mammalia, Lagomorpha, Ochotonidae. Gene Ontology annotation, molecular function: myosin light chain binding. Gene Ontology annotation, biological process: spermatogenesis.